AUGGCUGAGAGCGGCCGGAGCCUGCAAGCUCGGGCCCUGCUGCAGCAGUGCCUGCGCGCCCAGCUGCAAGUCCGCCCCGCGGAGGGCGACGCCGCGGCCCAGUGGGUGGAGAUUGAUAAUUUUCUUUAUGCUUGUUUUUCACUUCCUCUUGUUUUAUUUUCUUCCCACUCAGUUAAUACACUGCUAAAUGUGAAAUUAAGUGAGACAGAAAAUGGUAAGCGUGUCUCUAUCUUGGAUCUACCUGGCAACAUUCUUAUUGUUCCUCAAGCCACUCUGGGCGGGAAAGUGAAAGGAAGAAAUGUGCAGUAUCACUCUAACGCUGGAAAAGAAGAGGGGCUGGAACUGUAUUCCCAGUUUGUGACUCUGUGUGAACAGGAGCUAGCUGCAAACAGCAAGUGUGCAGAAGCUCGGGUUGUGGUGGAACACGGUACUUACGGAAACAAGCAGGUGUUGAAGCUGGACACAGAUGGACCGUACACACACCUCAUUGAAUUUUGAACCAUUGAAGUUGGUUUCUGCAACUGUUUUCUGGAAUACAGUUGUCAGCACUGUUACCAGAUUUUCUUCCCUUAAUCUUGAACACAGCAAUCUUUUCAUAUUUUGCAGCAUUUAAAAAAAUAUUUUUUAAUUUUGCAGCAUUUUUAGAUAAAACAUUUGGGUCUCACCUAUAACUGCAAUCUGCUAAUUGGGUGAGCUUGCCAAGUCACCCAAACGGUGAACCUUAGUGUGAUCGUUCACCCUGUUCUGCUGCCAUUCAGAAUUUAGGAAAAUGUCUUAUUCAUUCCAUAGGCAUUAUGAACAUGCUCUUUGGGAGUUACAUUUGAAAAAUUGCAUAUAUUUGAAGUAUUUUUCAGUGAAGAACUUUGUGUGGUAAAGAAAAUAUCAUUUACUAUACCCUAAAAGUUAAUUAGCAUGUGAAAAAUUAACAUAAUAAAAUCCAAUACAAACUGA
Molecule: messenger RNA, 951 nt
Organism: Echinops telfairi (small Madagascar hedgehog)
Lineage: Eukaryota; Metazoa; Chordata; Mammalia; Afrosoricida; Tenrecidae
Gene: DTD2
Product: D-aminoacyl-tRNA deacylase 2
Exons: 2
Coding region: 1-498 (165 amino acids)
Biological process (GO): tRNA metabolic process
Cellular component (GO): cytoplasm
Molecular function (GO): D-tyrosyl-tRNA(Tyr) deacylase activity
Source: RefSeq, a predicted model, not a curated record